AUGGCAAUCACCCUCACUCUAUUGUCCACUAGCCGAAUGGCGGGCGGAGUCUUAUUCCUCUUGGCCCCUAAGAUUGCCGCUGCCAAUUUCUCUCUUUCAUACGGCCCAUCUUCGAAGGUUCUGACACACUUGGUCGGAGCAAGAGACCUUAUUAUUGGGGCUCUUUUAUUCACUGCUCACCAGGAGAAAGACAAGCCCAAUGGUACCCGAGAAGUAAAGCGAGCCUUACUGGCAGGACUGGCGAUGGAUGCCGCGGAGGUGAUCACAAACUUGAUCUGCUAUAGUAGCGGGGAGCUUUCAGCGGAGCCACUCACCAUGCUGGGUGGAGGUGCGGUGGUAUCCUUCGGCCUGGGACUGUACAAUUAUCUGACUUUGCCUUGA
Molecule: messenger RNA, 381 nt
Organism: Aspergillus affinis
Lineage: Eukaryota; Fungi; Ascomycota; Eurotiomycetes; Eurotiales; Aspergillaceae
Product: DUF4267 domain-containing protein
Exons: 2
Coding region: 1-381 (126 amino acids)
Source: RefSeq, a predicted model, not a curated record